AUGUCACUAUUCGUGGAUCUCCGUGCCGCAACUGUGAGCUUGACGAGACACCCUGCCUCAUGGCUCAGUGCCGUCGCGGCAGGAAGCACAAAGAAUGAGCAGGAGGAUCUCUCCUAUACAAUCCGAAGCAAAAAUGCCCGAAAUGCCGUUCGACCCUCCACUAACAUUUCUACAAACGCUGUGGCCGUCUUGAAUUCAAUGAAUUCGUUGGAAGACGUUCCACCGGGUCUGGACAGGCUUCAAAUACCUUUCCCUCAGUUAUUUCAGUUUUCCGAAAACGCUUCUCUACGACAAUUGCCGGCAUACAUUCAGCCGUGUCCCAAGCAUCUCACAGACACAGAUAUAGCAUAUCUCCGAAGCAAAGGCGCCCUGGAUAUACCUCACGAAAGACUCCGCAAUGAGACGAUCAGAUGUUACUUUGAAUAUAUUCAUCCUUUUGUGCCUCUCCUCGAUGCGGCGGAGCUCCUUGUUGUGGUUGAUGGCGACAACAGCCAUCAACCUGCGCCACAACUAAGCCUGCUGCUCUUCCACAGCGUCAUGUUUGCCGCCGUCCCAUUCGUUGAUGAGAGCCUCGUCACAGAAACAGGAUACGCCAACCCGAAGAUCGCACGAGGGGCGUUCUUCCAAAAAGCAAAACUUCUGUACGAUCUCGACUUUGAAUUCGACAGCAUCACUCUCAUUCAGUCUAUGUUGCUCAUGAGCUUUUGGUCAGAUAGACAAACACAAGACGCCUAUAAACAAACCUGGCACUGGGUCAACGUCGCAAUCUCUCUGGCCCAAACAAUUGGACUGAACCAGAAUCCCGAGAGUCUGCCGCUCCCUCCGAGAAAGAAGAGCCUGCGAAAACGUCUGUGGUGGUGCUGUUUCAUGCGCGAUCGGGUCAUUUCCCUGUACCUGAGUCGUCCGUUACGCAUCCAUGGAGACGAUUUCAACGUCCCUUUGCCCACCAUAGAGGACUUCGAGAUUGACAGCCCAAGCGCUCUUCCUAGCUCGGAUGCGUGCUCGCGCCGUCUGCUGCAACUGUCUUGCUACGAAAAGACCACGCAAAUCGAGUUGGCAGAGAUCUUCAUCUCGUUUCUCAAGCUCUGCAUCGUGAUAGGAACCAUCAUGUCUGCCCAGUACUCGCCCCUCAGACCAGCCUCUGGGCCUCGAAGCAGCUGUGUAAGGCCAACUUUGUCUGCAAUGCUCUUCCCCGUCCACAGCCCGAACUCGGAGCAGUCUGCCACAACGCCGGCCGAGUCUGCUAUUUCGCCCCUCGAAUCGACUCUCAGGGAGUGGUACGACACUCUCCCUCGUUCAGUCUGCCUCUGGGACCCACAGCCAGAACCGCAGCGUUGUUCGACGUGGGAUGGUAUUGUCCGCGAUCAUGUCCAACCUGUAAGGGAGGGUAAUGCUAUAAGGACAGACUCCUCCAGACCACCGAGCGUGGUGAUCCAACGCGCCAUCUUGCACAUGUGCUACUAUACCGCUGUUUCUGCACUGCAUCGCUCCCAGAACAAAUCCCGUCACUCUCAGGAGCAGGUUUCGGAUUCGGCGAGCAACAUCGCCAAGAUCUCUGCCUUUUUGAACGACAGAGGGCUCGUGCGAUACCUCCCUGUGACCGCCAUCACCAUGUUAGUCCCCAGCAUCAUCACGAAUGCUCUUCGCAUCAAGUCGAUAGUUCAGGAAUCCCAUCAAGGCAGGGGAGUCCCCGCGCACAUCGAUGAAAUGGCCAGAGCGAGAGACAAUGUCAACAGUCUGUUGGUUUCUCUCAAAACCCUGCAAAAAGUAUAUGUGGCCGCAGACUGGGUGGCUCUCUUGGUCGAAGCCAUGCUUAACCAUGCAAGAAUACGCAUUGUAGUGCCCCAGACCGGUGACUUACGACUUUACGCCGGAAACAAAGCAAGAAGCCGGGCAUUCGAAUUGGACAUUCAAUUUGCACCAGCGUCUGAGAAAAAAAAACCUAUACCCAGGACUCCCACUUCGAUUUCACAUCAAAUUCAAGACCUACAGACAGAUCCCACUCUGUCGACAGGCCAGCACGCUACCGAUAUCAACGAGUGUGCCACCGUCGGGGAUUACAACUGGCAAGAACUGAUCAGUCCGGGCGCCAAUCAAGACCUCAAUGUCGACGCAGAUGGAAGCCUGUGGGAUCCGGCGGUUAAUCUCGACAGCAACGAUUCGACAGGACAGUGGAAUUUUGGCAGUAUCGGCAUCGACGAGUUUGACGAAAACGUGGACGGUAUGAUACCCUGGGACGGCACCGAUGUAGACUGGCUGGCCUAA
Messenger RNA from Fonsecaea erecta, 2265 nucleotides. RefSeq lists its product as hypothetical. Bases 1 to 2265 code for a protein of 754 amino acids. Gene Ontology annotation, biological process: DNA-templated transcription. The record is from RefSeq and is a predicted model, not a curated record. Gene Ontology annotation, molecular function: DNA binding; zinc ion binding. Lineage: Eukaryota; Fungi; Ascomycota; Eurotiomycetes; Chaetothyriales; Herpotrichiellaceae. The transcript is spliced from 3 exons.